AUGCAGCUGCCACCACCUUUUGCUGUGCAGAUCCAGAUCAGGACUGCCUCUGAUCCCCAGAGUGCUCAGUUCCCUGCUUUAGGUGCGCUGUGGUAUGCACCGACACGCUGUGCAGCUGUGCAGGCGUCCACAGAGCAAAGCAUCCUUCCUCCCUGCCAUCACCACGAAGYGGUGCACGACUCCCAGCUGCUUCCCUGCACGUGCCCGCUCUUCUCCUGCCCAUGGGAAGGGCACCUGGAAGUGGUGGUGUCCCACCUGAGGCAGACCCACCGCAUCAACAUCCUUCAGGGCGCAGAGAUUGUCUUCCUGGCCACGGACAUGCACCUGCCYGCGCCCACGGACUGGAUCAUCAUGCACUCUUGCCUCGGCCACCAGUUUUUGCUGGUCCUCAGGAAGCAGGAGAAAUACGAGGGCCACCCGCAGUUCUUUGCCACGAUGAUGCUGAUCGGCACGCCCACCCAAGCCGACAACUUCACCUACCGGCUGGAGCUCAACAGGAACCAGAGGCGCCUCAAGUGGGAGGCGACCCCCAGGUCGAUCCUGGAGUGCRUUGACUCUGUCAUUUCGGACGGGGAUUGCCUUGUGCUGAACACUUCCCUGGCUCAACUGUUUUCCGACAACGGGAGCCUAGCRAUAGGCAUUGCAAUAACCACCAGCAAAGUUCACAGCUCCGAAGCUGAAAUGUGAGGAGGAGGAGGAAGAGRAGGAGAAACAACAGCAACAACAAUGGUGCUCUAACUGCCUUGUGAGAACCAGAACUCACRGACUUUUUGGGGGGGUCUCAGGUCUUUUAUGGUAUUUAGUAYUCGUCCACAGUGGGCAUUAUGUAAACAUGCCGUGAUUACGGUCCCUGUGUCAUGUAUUUACCCUUUUGCUAAUACAAUUUUAUGAGAAAUUUUAA
Molecule: messenger RNA, 901 nt
Organism: Malurus melanocephalus (red-backed fairy wren)
Lineage: Eukaryota; Metazoa; Chordata; Aves; Passeriformes; Maluridae
Gene: SIAH3
Product: siah E3 ubiquitin protein ligase family member 3
Exons: 2
Coding region: 1-687 (228 amino acids)
Biological process (GO): multicellular organism development; proteasome-mediated ubiquitin-dependent protein catabolic process
Cellular component (GO): cytoplasm
Molecular function (GO): ubiquitin conjugating enzyme binding; ubiquitin protein ligase activity
Source: RefSeq, a predicted model, not a curated record